GGGCGAACAAUCCAGAGACCGGUCUCCUUUCCAUCAUUGAUGGAGCUGUGGGUCCUACAGAAAAGUCAACAAGAAAGUCCCGGUAGCUUUCCUAACCCUCUCCACAUCUCCCAGAAGUUGGAUUGAUUCACAGUGAAGUGUCAUCAACGGCCGACGCCACCGCCAUCUCCACCACGGCGCCGCCACCUGUCCUUUUCCAUUUUACUACUUUCACCUCUCCUUGGAAACCUUCUUUUUCUGGACUCUGCUUUUUUCAUGGCGAAAAGCUGAUGUUCAAUCUGGCCUCUGCUUUUUUCCAGUUUACUCCGCUCUGGUUUGCUUCGAUGUUUCCAUUUUCCGUUUCAAUCCAAAAAGCUUGAUCGGAAUCACAGAUCGGAACACCUCACUGAUUUGCUGAAGCUUUCGGUUCUGUAAGUCGUCUGGUUUGAAUUUCUGAACAUUUUUCCAUGGAUUUCUACCAGCAACAGCACCAACAAAUUCCGCCGAUGGCGUCCGGCUUGACGCGAUUCCGAUCCGCGCCGAGCUCUUACUUCGCAAGUAUUCUUAACACCGCCGAUACUCUCGGCGGCGGCGGAUUUGGCGCCGACGAUUUCGCGACGGUUUUUAACCCUAGGGCGUCGAGUCCUGAGGCGCACCGAAUCUUCGCUAGGUUUAUGAACAGCACCGUCUCGAUCGAGGAAACCUCCUCGCAGCUGAAUCCGUCGUCAUCGCCGCCGCGGAAGAAACAGGCUUCCGCCGAGAAACCGCCGCGUCGGCCACAGAACAUCGAUUAUUCCUCCCCUGCAAUUCAUCAGCCUCUCACCUCCGCCGCGGAAAGUUCCUACAAUAGAUUACCAGUCUCAAUCAAAUCGGAAAGCGUCGCCGCCAGCAGCGGAGGAAACCAUGGCCUCGUCCGCCAUAGCAGCUUACCUGCAGGACUCUUCGACACCAUCAACAUCGAAAUCAGCACAGGACAUCCCGGCGAAGAUCGCACCGAUAGCAAUUACAUCCCCGAUUUUCCAAUGAGUCCAUGGGACGAAUCGACUAUCCUGUCCGACGACUUCAUCAAAGGGCUAACCGAGGGCGAUGCAGAAACCUCUGUGAUAUCUUCGGAAGAUCAGAAAACCGAAUUCGGAAAACCACCUCCAAUUCCAUUGUCUCAUCACUUGAGUUUACCUAAAUCUGCUUUGGAAAAAUUGGUGCAAGAUUCGGUGCCCUGUAAACUUCGGGCCAAGAGGGGUUGCGCGACUCACCCUCGUAGCAUUGCUGAAAGGGUAAGAAGAAACAAGAUCAGCGAUCGCACGAGGAAGCUGCAAGAACUUGUGCCGAAUAUGGACAGGCAAACAAGCACGGCGGAUAUGUUGGAUUUGGCUGUGGAUUACAUUAAGGAUCUUCAGAAACAAGUGCAGACGUUGUCUGAUAACCGCGCCAAGUGCAUUUGCCCGGUGGCGAGAAUGAAACCGUAGAGAUCUUAAUGAUUAAGGUAAGAAUGUAUGGAGGGAGUGUUGUGUCUCCGAGCUCGGUUCGGUUCGGUUCGAUUCGUUUCGAUUCGAUUAUAUUUGUGUUUUCCAUUAAAGAAGAUGUUCUUAGCUGCUGAACUAACUCUUACCUAUGUAUAUAUGUAUGUAUGUAUUUAUGCAUGUAAGUGAGUUAAUGUUUGUGGUUGUGCGGGUGUAAUGUUUCAUCAAAUAAAAUAUUUUAAUAUUAUUUAAUUU
Messenger RNA from Andrographis paniculata, 1694 nucleotides. Its product is annotated as transcription factor bHLH122-like. Gene Ontology annotation, biological process: regulation of transcription by RNA polymerase II. The transcript has 6 exons. Gene Ontology annotation, cellular component: nucleus. Gene Ontology annotation, molecular function: DNA-binding transcription factor activity, RNA polymerase II-specific; RNA polymerase II cis-regulatory region sequence-specific DNA binding; protein dimerization activity. Lineage: Eukaryota; Viridiplantae; Streptophyta; Magnoliopsida; Lamiales; Acanthaceae. The coding region runs from base 447 to 1445 and encodes 332 amino acids. The record is from RefSeq and is a predicted model, not a curated record.